AUGGCCACCGCCGCAGCCGAAUCGCAGUGGCUGGCCCAGCUGGCCGCCAUGCGCCAGGCUAUCGCCGAUCUCAAGCUUCCCAAGGAGAUCCCCCCCGAUUCCACAGGCUAUGGCAGCGAUCUGGACUUGGAUAUCGACGAAGCCUAUUCUUCUCCGGCAACCGUCGACGAUGUAUGGGACAUUAUCAGCUCGGAUGAUGAAACGACGGACGACUUGGAGGAUUUGGAUGGUCUGAUUCCCACGCAUACCCCGUCUCUCUACGACCGACUAUGGUUGGAAGACAAAUGCCAAGGCGUGGCUACUCGAAAUUCGGGCAUGGAUGCGUCAGAGCUGGCACAGCAAAUUCUCGCCGUGUUGGCUGCCGACAGCAACGAUGAAGAACUGCAGAUGUCUCUCGCGGAGAUCGUGGGAUUCGACGACCUGGAUCUGGUGAUUGAGUUGAUUGCGCAUCGCGAGGCAAUCCUGUCGGACAAGCCACCAAAAUUAGAGGCACAGACGGAUGGGCUGGCUGGACGACUGCAGACGCGAGCAGAGAGGGAACAGGCCUUGCGGCACCAAGACUUUGAACACAAACAUGCAUCCUUGAUGGCCGCUCAGACUCGAUCCGAGCCGGCGUAUCCUCAUGUGUUCAAGAUGCACGAUUCCAGAAAUCUUCUCGCCGCUGGGGGAAAGAAGUACGGUUUACCCGUUGGCAGUAAGCAGACCGAUGAGCCCAAAUAUACGGAAUUCGAGAUCCCAGCCUCGAAGGUCGGUACCCUGGGACGAGGUCAGAAACUGGUGGAGAUCGCCAGCCUUGAUGGGUUGUGCCGGGGUACUUUCAAAGGCUACAAAACUCUGAAUCGCAUGCAGAGUCUCCUUUACGAAGUCGCGUACAAAACCAACGAAAAUAUGCUGAUCUGCGCCCCCACCGGUGCUGGUAAAACGGACGCUGCCAUGUUGACGGUUCUCAACGCUGUCGGGAAGAACACUGUCCCCAAUCCAUUGGAAUACCCCGAUGCAACCGAUUUUGCCGUUCAGGUUGACGACUUCAAGGUUGUUUACGUGGCACCGAUGAAGGCUUUGGCCGCUGAAGUGACAGAGAAACUGGGCAAGCGCUUGGCAUGGCUAGGGAUCAAGGUCCGCGAACUGACUGGAGACAUGCAACUGACCAAGCGGGAAAUUGUGGAAACGCAGAUCAUCGUCACCACCCCCGAGAAAUGGGAUGUGGUGACCCGGAAAAGCACCGGAGACACCGAAUUGGUUCAGAAGGUGCGUCUGCUCAUCAUCGAUGAAGUCCACAUGCUGCACGAUGAGCGCGGAGCUGUUAUUGAAUCCUUGGUCGCCCGUACUCAACGUCAAGUGGAGAGUACACAAUCUUUGAUUCGUAUUGUCGGCCUGUCAGCGACACUUCCCAACUAUGUCGAUGUCGCAGACUUCUUGAAAGUCAACAAGAUGGCUGGUCUAUUCUUCUUUGACUCAUCAUUCCGUCCUGUUCCUCUGGCGCAGCAUUUCAUCGGUGUGAAAGGCAAGCCUGGCUCAAAGCAGUCUCGCGAUAAUCUCGACGAAGUUGCCUUUGAAAAAGUUCGCGAUAUGCUCGAACGAGGCCAUCAGAUCAUGGUCUUUGUACAUUCUCGGAAGGACACCGUCAUGACGGCCCGGAUGUUGAAGCAGAUGGCUGUUGAAAACGGCUGUGACGAUUUGUUCAGCUGCCAUGAGCACGAAAAUUACUCUUCUGCUCUUCGGGAUAUGAAGCAUGCGCGAGCUCGCGAGUUGCGAGAUCUGUUUGCGGGUGGUCUCGGAACGCAUCAUGCUGGCAUGAGUCGAAGUGACCGGAAUCUGAUGGAGCGGAUGUUUUCUGAAGGGUUGAUCAAGGUGCUCUGCUGUACAGCCACCCUUGCAUGGGGUGUCAAUCUUCCGGCUGCUGCUGUUCUCAUCAAAGGAACUCAGCUGUACAACCCACAGGAGGGUAAAUUCAUCGACCUGAGCAUUCUCGACGUAAUGCAAAUUUUCGGUCGUGCUGGUCGUCCUCAAUUCCAAGAUACUGGUAUCGGUUUCAUCUGCACUACUCAUGACAAGCUUCAUCAUUACCUUUCCGCAGUUACGGCGCAGCAGCCCAUUGAGUCGCGUUUUUCUAGUCGGCUCGUGGAUAACUUGAACGCCGAGAUUUCGCUGGGUACAGUCACGUCCGUCCCAGAGGCUGUGCAGUGGCUAGGCUAUUCCUAUCUUUUCGUGCGCAUGAGACGUGAGCCACGAAACUAUGGAAUCGAAUUUGCCGAGUUGCGCGAUGACCCAAUGCUGGUUCAAAGACGUCGUCAAUUGAUCAUCCAAGCAGCACGGGUUUUACAGAAGAGUCAAAUGAUCAUCUUCAACGAGAAGACCGAAGACCUGAGGGCCAAAGAUGUGGGCCGCAUCGCUAGCCAGUUCUACGUCCUCCAGACCAGUAUCGAGAUUUUCAACGAAAUGAUGCGUCCCCAAGCUAGCGAAGCAGACGUGUUGAAAAUGAUCAGUAUGAGCGGAGAAUUUGACAAUAUCCAGGCCCGAGAAAGCGAGUCCAAGGAAUUGCAACGUCUUCGAGAUGAAGUCGCGCAGACUGAGGUCGAUGGGGGCAAUGAUUCGCCGCAUGCGAAGACUAACAUCCUGCUGCAAUCCUACAUCUCACGUGCAAAGAUCGAGGAUUUCGCUCUCGUUUCGGACACAGGUUAUGUUGCCCAGAAUGCCGCUCGUAUUUGCCGUGCUAUCUUCAUGAUUGCACUGAACCGUCGAUGGGGCUAUCAGUGCCAGGUCCUUCUGUCGCUUUGCAAGUCAAUUGAGAAGCAAAUCUGGCCCUUUGACCAUCCGUUUCACCAAUUCGACCUGCCCCAGCCAGUUCUCAGAAACCUGGACGAGAAGCUCCCAUCAUCUUCCGUCGAGUCCAUGAGGGAAAUGGAGCCUGCUGAGAUUGGACAGCUAGUCCACAAUCAGAAGAUGGGAAAGACACUUUCGAAGCUGCUCGAUGACUUCCCUACAAUUAGCAUCGAAGCUGAAAUCGCACCGCUCAACCGCGACGUUCUGCGCAUUCGCCUUUCCAUCUAUCCUGAAUUCACUUGGAACGAUCGUCAUCAUGGUUCAUCGGAGUCAUUCUGGGUUUGGGUCGAGAAUUCUGAGACAUCCGAGAUCUAUCAUCAUGAGUAUUUCAUUCUCAGCCGGAAGAAGCUUUACGAUGACCAUGAACUCAACUUCACCAUUCCUCUUUCUGAUCCGCUGCCAAGCCAGAUCUACGUUCGUGUGAUCUCCGAUCGCUGGCUAGGCGCAGAGACUGUGAGCCCGAUCUCCUUCCAACAUUUGAUUCGACCAGACACGGAGAGCGUCUACACUGAUCUUCUCAAUCUCCAGCCGCUUCCAAUCAGCGCUCUGAAAAAUCCCAUAUUGGAGGAGAUUUACGGGCAACGCUUCCCCUUUUUCAAUCCGAUGCAAACACAGAUCUUCCACCUGCUGUAUCAUACAUCGGCUAAUGUCCUCCUUGGCUCACCAACUGGUAGUGGCAAGACCGUGGCUGCCGAACUGGCGAUGUGGUGGGCCUUCCGCGAGAAGCCUGGCUCAAAAGUUGUGUACAUUGCACCUAUGAAGGCCCUCGUGCGAGAACGCGUGCAAGACUGGCGCAAACGUCUGACAGCGCUUAUGGGAUUGAAGCUAGUCGAGCUUACUGGUGAUAACACCCCUGACACCCGGACUAUCCGAGACGCCGAUAUCAUUAUCACGACGCCUGAGAAGUGGGACGGCAUCUCUCGUAGCUGGCAGACCAGAGAUUACGUGCGGAAGGUGAGCCUGGUAAUUAUCGACGAAAUUCAUCUGUUGGGCGGCGAUCGAGGCCCGAUUCUGGAGAUCAUUGUCUCUCGUAUGAACUACAUCGCUUCUCAAUCCAAGGGCUCGGUUCGACUCAUGGGCAUGUCAACUGCCUGCGCCAAUGCCACGGACCUCGCGAAUUGGCUUGGAGUCAAGGAAGGCUUGUUCAAUUUCCGGCACUCCGUUCGCCCGGUGCCUCUUGAGAUUUUCAUUGAUGGUUUCCCUGAGCAGCGUGGUUUCUGCCCGCUUAUGCAGUCGAUGAACCGCCCGACCUUCCUUGCCAUCAAGAAUCACUCGCCUGAGAAACCGGUGAUCGUCUUUGUGGCUUCUCGAAGACAGACUCGUCUGACUGCCAAGGAUCUGAUCAAUUAUUGUGGAAUGGAGGAUAAUCCUCGUCGGUUUGUCCGAAUGUCUGAGGAUGAUCUGGAAGUAAAUUUGGCACGAGUCAAGGACGACGCUUUGAGGGAGGCCCUCAACUUCGGCAUUGGCUUGCACCAUGCUGGUCUGGUCGAGUCUGAUCGACAAUUGGCCGAAGAGCUCUUUGCAAACAACAAGAUCCAAAUCCUCGUUGCGACAAGCACACUUGCGUGGGGUGUCAACCUCCCCGCCCAUCUGGUCGUCGUCAAAGGCACCCAGUUCUUCGACGCCAAGAUCGAAGGGUAUCGCGACAUGGACUUGACUGAUGUUCUGCAAAUGCUCGGUCGUGCCGGACGUCCGCAGUUCGACACUUCAGGCAUCGCUCGCAUCUUCACUCAAGAUUCCAAAAAAGCUUUCUACAAGCAUUUCCUGCAUACUGGUUUCCCGGUAGAAUCAACAUUGCACAAGGUCCUUGAUAACCAUCUUGGUGCCGAAGUGUCCGCUGGAACAAUCACUACGAAGCAGGAUGCCUUGGAUUACCUGACCUGGACGUUUUUCUUCCGUCGUCUGCACAAGAACCCAUCGUACUAUGGACUCGAAAUUUCGGCAGAAGAACAAAACACAAUGUCCGCACAGAGCAUCGCGCAGGAUUUCAUGAUUGAUCUGGUCGACAAAUCCCUUGACGACCUGGCUGAAUCCUCCUGUGUUCUCAUUGACUCUGCCACGGGGGAGUCGAUUCUACGCCCUUUGACUAUCCUUUACCUCAUGUCUCAUGCCAAACGCGAUCCGACUUUCCAGGAUGUUCUCAGUUGGAUGUGCUCCGCCACCGAAUUCGAUGAGUUGCCUGUCCGUCACAAUGAAGACUUGAUCAAUGCCGAGCUGGCCCAGAACCUACCGCUUUCCAUCGAAUCAAUGGGCGAUCUUCCGAUGUGGGACCCUCAUGUCAAGGCCUUUUUGUUGCUGCAGGCUUACAUGUCGCGAAUUGACCUUCCCAUCUCUGAUUACGUCGGUGAUCAAACGUCAGUCUUGGAUCAAGGUAUCCGUAUCAUCCAGGCCUCCAUUGAUGUCAUGGCGGAACUAGGCUACCUUCCUGCGUGUCAGACGUUGAUGGCUUUGCUUCAGUCUAUCAAAUCGGCUAGGUGGCCCGAGGACCACCCAUUAUCGAUCCUUCCUGGUGUCGCCACUGAGAAGCCACCUCGGGGACUUCCUGAUUCGCUUGUUGCGCUCUCAUGUCAGCCUGCAGCUUCGGUCUCCUCCUUGGUUAACAAGCUCUCUCUUCCACAUCAGUUCACUCGGGCUACUUCCCAGCUACCAGAGCUCUCUGUUUCAAUUGCUGGGAUUUCUUCUCGCGGUGUAACCGUGUCUGUCGUACGACGAAACCCAGGCUUAAAUCCAGAGUACAGGAUCUAUGCACCUCGGUUCCCCAAGCCGCAAACAGAAGGUUUCUUCCUGGUUGUCUGCAGUGCCAUGCCAGAUGGCAGUGACGGCGAACUCCUUGGACUGAAGCGAGUAUCCUGGCCGUCCAAUCGAAAUGGCGGCAGCAAUGAUAAGAAGACGCCCGGAACUGGUUCUAGCCGCAACACAUCGAACCAGAAGGGCAAGAACAGCAGUGGUUCGCUAACGGUUCGCUCUUCGGUCAAGUUCCCCGACGAAGCUGUGGGUACCACCCGGGUGAAUGUCAAGAUCAUUUCCGACGCGUACAUUGGGAUGCAGUGGAUCUUGUCGAAUGUAGAGGUCAAUCUGGAUCACGGCAAGGAGACCCAGAUGGUAUCAGAGCCCAGUGCUCCUCUUAAAGACUAA
Penicillium riverlandense is the source of this 5958-nucleotide messenger RNA. Its product is annotated as RNA helicase SLH1. The coding region runs from base 1 to 5958 and encodes 1985 amino acids. NCBI's taxonomy places the organism in Eukaryota, Fungi, Ascomycota, Eurotiomycetes, Eurotiales, Aspergillaceae. The record is from RefSeq and is a predicted model, not a curated record. Gene Ontology annotation, molecular function: ATP hydrolysis activity; nucleic acid binding; ATP binding. The transcript is spliced from 2 exons.